GGACUUGCCGUUUGACUGGAAUUGCCAGGCUGGCGGGUCUAGCAUCACGACAACCUAUCUCCCUGGGCUCGUCGGCGCGACGAUGCGGCUCGCCUCCCCCUGCUCCUCCUCCUCCUCCUGACCGCGGCGAGCGGAUAGAGGCGGUCUAUCGCCCCUCUGCCGGCCGGCGGUUGGAGGCCGCGGCGGCUGCGCGUUGAGUCGUUUCCUGCCGGACAACCAGAGCCUUCUUCCGACUGUGGCUUUGGAGGCGGCCUCAGUCGGUGUGUGAGGUCGUCUCGUUAGGAGAACUCGUCCUCGACUCACGGUGAGGGACGGUGUCCGUACCGGCAAGAGGGUUGUACCGCUGAGGGAAAGGAGCUGGAUUCCGAACCUCCAGGAGAGUCCAAGGACAAUGCUGAAAGGAAUAACAAGGCUUAUCUCUAAGAUCCGUAAGUUGGACCCUGGGCGUUCUUUACAUGUGGGAACCCAGGCACACCAAAGCAUUGCUGCUCACCUAGAUAACCAGGUUCCAGUUGGGAGUCCCAGAGCUAUUUCCCGCACCAAUGAGAAUGACCCGGCUAAGCAUGGGGAUCAGCACGAGGGUCAGCACUACAACAUCUCCCCCCAGGAUUUGAAGACUGUAUUUCCCCAUGGCCUUCCUCCUCGCUUUGUGAUGCAGGUGAAGACAUUCAGUGAAGCUUACCUGAUGGUAAGGAAACCAGCCCUAGAACUUCUGCAUUACCUGAAAAACACCAAUUUUUCUUAUCCGGCUGUACGAUAUCUUCUGUAUGGGGAGAAGGGAACAGGAAAAACCCUCAGUCUUUGCCAUGUUAUUCAUUUCUGUGCAAAACAGGACUGGCUCAUACUACAUAUUCCAGAUGCUCAUCUUUGGGUGAAAAAUUGCCGGGAACUUCUGCAGUCCAACUACAACAAACAGCGCUUUGAUCAACCUUUGGAGGCUUCAUCCUGGCUGAAGAAUUUCAAAACUACAAAUGAGCGCUUCCUGAACCAGAUAAAAGUUCAAGAGAAGUAUGUCUGGAAUAAGAGAGAAAGCACUGAGAAAGGCAGUCCUCUGGGAGAAGUGGUUGAACAGGGCAUAACACGGGUGAGGAACGCCACAGAUGCAGUUGGAAUUGUGCUGAAAGAGUUAAAGAGGCAAAGUUCUUUGGGUAUUUUUCACCUCCUGGUGGCUGUGGAUGGAAUCAAUGCUGUCUGGGGAAGGACUACUCUCAAAAGAGAAGAUAAAAGACCGAUUGCCCCAGAGGAAUUAGCACUUGUUCACAACCUGAGGAAAAUGGUGAAAAACGAUUGGCAUGGAGGCGCCAUUGUGUUGACUUUGAGCCAGACUGGGUCCCUCUUUAAGCCCCGGAACGCCUAUCUGCCCCAGGAGUUGCUGGGAAAGGAAGGAUUUGAUGCCCUGGAUCCCUUUAUUCCCAUCCUGGUUUCCAACUAUAACCCAAAGGAAUUUGAAAGUUGUAUUCAGUAUUAUCUGGAAAACAAUUGGCUUCAACAUGAGAAAGCUCAUACAGAAGAAGGGAAAAAACAGCUGCUGUUCCUAAGUAACGCAAACCCCUCGCUGCUGGAGCGGCACUGUGCCUAUCUCUAAGCCACCAUCACAUGUGAGGAAGACAAUGGACAUCUGCUUUAGGCUAGACGCAAUGAGAUGAGGAAGGCCAGCAGUACACAGGAAGAGGAGCCAAGCCCUUUGACCUAUGGGGGAUUGGACGGGACUGCAGUUGGCUCUGGACCUGCAUUAAAAAAAUGGUACUGCCUUGUUCCUGAAAUUUGUAUCAGUGUAUUGGAUGUGAAACAUUUAAGAUAAUGAUGGCUCUUUUUCUAAAUAAAGUAUCUUUCU
Callithrix jacchus (white-tufted-ear marmoset) is the source of this 1834-nucleotide messenger RNA. It is a transcript of the gene DAP3, whose product is annotated as death associated protein 3. The record is from RefSeq and is a predicted model, not a curated record. Gene Ontology annotation, biological process: apoptotic process. NCBI's taxonomy places the organism in Eukaryota, Metazoa, Chordata, Mammalia, Primates, Cebidae. Gene Ontology annotation, cellular component: mitochondrial ribosome; mitochondrial small ribosomal subunit. Gene Ontology annotation, molecular function: structural constituent of ribosome.